Molecule: messenger RNA, 1073 nt
Organism: Camarhynchus parvulus
Lineage: Eukaryota; Metazoa; Chordata; Aves; Passeriformes; Thraupidae
Product: THAP domain-containing protein 7-like
Biological process (GO): regulation of DNA-templated transcription
Cellular component (GO): nucleus
Source: RefSeq, a predicted model, not a curated record
CGCCUCAAGUUCUCGCGAGAUUUCCGGGAGGCCGCGGCGGCGGCGGGAUGGGAGCGCCGAGAUGCCCCGGCACUGCUCCGCCGCCGGCUGCUGCACCCGCGACACCCGCGACACGCGCGGCAGAGGCAUCUCCUUCCACCGGCUGCCGCGCCGUGACGACCCGCGCCGCGCGCAGUGGUUGGAGAACAGCCGGCGGCGGGACCCGGCCGGGGGGGGGCGCUGGGACCCCAGCUCCAAAUACAUCUACUUCUGCUCGCAGCACUUCGAGCAGUCCUGCUUCGAGCUCGUGGGGUACAGUGGCUAUCACCGCCUGAAGGAGGGCGCCGUGCCCACCGUGUUCGCCCCCGGCCCCUCGCGGCCCCCCCGGCCCCCCAAGUCCCCCAAGCCCCCCCCGGAGCGCGAACCCCCGAGACCCCCGCGGGGCGCCCGCAGGUGGAGACGGGACCCCCCCCCAGCCCCGCCGCCCCCCCCGGUCCCCUCGGACGUCUCCUGCUUCCCGCGGGACUCCAAAGACCCCGGCCCGCCCCCGGCCGGCGACCACGGCGGGGUCCCGGCGCUGCCCGGCCCCUCGGGCUCCAUCCCAGAGACCCUCCUGGUGGCCACGGGCGACGGAGCGGCCGCCACCACGCCGGCCCCUGCCAGGGGCGCCCCGACCCCCGCGGGACCCCGGCGCGCCGCCGCACCCCCGUCCCCGUCGCUGUUCAUGCUGCGGCUGCCGCCCCGCGCCGGCUCGUACAUCCAGAGCGAGCACAGCUACCAGGUGGGCAGCGCCCUGCUCUGGAAGCGCCGCGACGAGGCCGCGCUGGACGCGCUGGACAAAGCCCAGAGGCAGCUCCAGGCCGGGAAACGCCGCGAGCACCGGCUGAGGCUGCGCCUGGCGGAGCUGCAGAGGGAGCGCAGGGCCGGCCCCGAGCCGCGGAGGAGCUCCAAGGAGCGCCUGGAGGUGAUCGGGGAUGGAGGAGGAGGAGGUUUGUAAAUAAAGGAUUUUACUCUGAGGGUGCGGCUGGUGGAGCUCCAGGGGGAGGGGAGAGCGGAGGAGCUCCAAGGAGCGCCCGGAGCUGCAGCUCCAGAGG